CACACACACACCAACACAAUGCGCUCCUCGGGAACUGUCAGUUGUGAGGAGGAGGAAGAAAAAACAGUUUCUAGAAAAUACAAAACAUCUCGCAGUCGUCGCAGUUCCGAGAAGCAGCUGUUUGCUCAAAAUCCGUACCCGCAAGAGUUACUGCGUUGUGAGACAAUUAGCUUUUAUCGUUCGCUUUACAAUAAGUGUCGCCAUUUUUGUGUGGUGUGUGUGUUGUGUGAAAAGAAACACGAAACCCCACAGCAGCACACAGUGAUGGCAAAGGUGAAAUACGACUGGUACCAAACAGAAACGGCCGUCACGGUGACGAUUCUGCUGAAAAAUGCGGCCGACAAGAACUACUCCGUCCAGCUGGAGCAAAACACGCUCACGCUACGGGCGGACGAUACCGAACCGCUCGUCCUGACGCUCUGGAACCCGAUCAACACGGAGCAGAGCACGCACAAAGCCACCCCGAGCAAGGUGGAGGUGAAGCUGGCGAAGCUGAUCGGCCAGCGGUGGGAAGCGCUGGAACGGAAGGCACCGGAGCAAUCGGCGGCGGCUGGCAGUGCGGCCGCGGCCAAGAAGAAGCACGAUUGGGACAAAAUCACGAAAGAAAUCGAAAAGGACGAUGAGACAAAGGACGACGUGAGCGACCUGUUCAAGAAGAUCUACGCCGACGCUAGCGAGGACACGCGGAAGGCGAUGAUGAAGUCGUACUACGAGUCGGGCGGCACCGUGCUCAGCACCAACUGGGCGGAGGUCGGUGCCAAACAGGUCGAAGUGAAGCCUCCGGAUGGAUGCGAAUACAAAAAGUGGUAGAGCGGUGGCGCACCUCCCACCCCUCCAAAAGGAAAAUCUCUCACCCUCAUCGCCGCACUGUGUAAACAACGCGUGUGCUGUUUAAAAAUCGUUUCUUUCAUCCAUUUUGGGCGUGAGUAAUAUAUCGUUCAUCUCGAUUUAUUUAUUUGCCAAUCACACUUCCGACGGGGGAAUCAGCAUGAUCGUGAAGUUCAGUCAGUACCCUUCGAUGGGAAGAACAUUUCUGCCGUGUUUUUGUAGUACUGAUCGGCCAGCUCGGCCGCCGGCUUUCCCUUAAUGCCCGCAA
Anopheles gambiae (African malaria mosquito) is the source of this 1096-nucleotide messenger RNA. It is a transcript of the gene Sgt1, whose product is annotated as protein SGT1 homolog. Gene Ontology annotation, biological process: protein stabilization. The record is from RefSeq and is a predicted model, not a curated record. Gene Ontology annotation, molecular function: protein-folding chaperone binding. The coding region runs from base 19 to 810 and encodes 263 amino acids. The transcript is spliced from 2 exons. Lineage: Eukaryota; Metazoa; Arthropoda; Insecta; Diptera; Culicidae.